Molecule: messenger RNA, 411 nt
Organism: Geodia barretti
Lineage: Eukaryota; Metazoa; Porifera; Demospongiae; Tetractinellida; Geodiidae
Source: the annotation of a GenBank genome assembly
AUACGGUCGGCAGCAUCGGAGCGGGAUUGGUGGUCCUGCUGGGCGUGGCCGCCAGCGACGACGAGGCAGACGCACGGUAUCUGGUGGACAAGACGGCGAAUCUUCGCAUCUUUGCCGACGAUGAAGACGGUUCAACCGGUCACGCUGGACGUGGCCGCCGAGUUGCUGGUGGUGUCGCAAUUUACGCUGUACGCGGACACACGGCGCGGCAGGAGGCCCGAUUUCACGCGGGCCGCUGAACCCGAUGACGCCCGGAGACUCUACGGGCGAGCGGUGGAAAUGUUCCGUGAGACGGGGUUGACGGUGGCGACCGGGGAGUUCCAGGCGUACAUGCAGGUGCGGUUGCAGAACGAUGGGCCGGUUACGCUGAUGCUGGAUAGUGAGGAUCGCAACCGGCCACGGCGGGGAUGA